Xylona heveae TC161 is the source of this 1135-nucleotide messenger RNA. RefSeq names its product PDT-domain-containing protein. Gene Ontology annotation, cellular component: cytoplasm. The transcript is spliced from 2 exons. NCBI's taxonomy places the organism in Eukaryota, Fungi, Ascomycota, Xylonomycetes, Xylonales, Xylonaceae. The record is from RefSeq and is a predicted model, not a curated record. Gene Ontology annotation, molecular function: chorismate mutase activity; prephenate dehydratase activity. Gene Ontology annotation, biological process: L-phenylalanine biosynthetic process. Bases 69 to 1094 code for a protein of 341 amino acids.
AAAUAAUUUAGCAGCUUUCGUCCAACCUCGUUCUCGGGCGCCGAUACAGCAGCCUUGACAAUUCAAAAAUGCAUCAAAGGCAGGCAUUGGCCUAUCUCGGGCCAAGCUCAUCCUAUUCGCAUCAGGCAGCCCUCGAAUAUUUUAAUCGUCACGAUUACAUCUUUGAAGCCCAGGGUACCAUCCAAGAUAUUUUCACGGGUGUCCAAAGCGGCUCAGCGAGCCUCGGGGUGGUUCCGUUCGAGAACAGCACAAAUGGAUCCGUCGUCUUCAGCCUGGACCUUUUCGCCGAUCGCGAACGGACGUACCGCGACAUUCAUAUAUGCGGUGAAACUUAUUUAAAUGUUCAUCACAACCUGCUCGGAUUUGCAUCUACAGGGGUAUCCUCUGAUGCGUCGCCCGGCGGAUCUGGUGAUGCUACGCCUACGAAUGGUCCGCGGUCCAACGAACGACAAGCGGCACAUGGAAAACCAGUUACUAAGCCAUUGGCUUCUCUGAGCCAUAUUCGAAGACUAUAUUCACACCCACAAGCUUUUGGACAAUGCGAAGCCUUCCUCUCCCGAUAUCUCAAUCGGGUGGAGCGGCAAGAGGUUUCAUCAACAUCCAAGGCAGCUGAAUUGGUGGCGCAGGAUAAGACCAACAGCAGCGCGGCAAUUGCAAGCAAGGUUGCCGCUGAGAUCCAUGGUCUGGAUACACUUGCUCGAGGCAUUGAGGAUCGCGAAGAUAAUACUACGCGCUUUUUAGUCAUCCGGAAGGGUGAAGAAACAGCAGAGCCUGUCGCAGCCGAUGAAGUCGAUUCUCGUGAGCGACGAGCGAACUACAAAACUAUGGUGACAUUUACCAUUGAAGACGGUGUGCCAGGCAGCCUGACAGAUGCAUUGAUGGUCUUUAGAGAACAUGAUCUGAACCUUACGGGGAUAAACUCGCGACCCAGCAGGCUUACUCCCUGGAAUUACGUCUUCUUUUUAGAAUUUGAAGGAAGCAGAUUAUCAGACCCCAGUGGGCGGGUUAAUAGCGCGCUGGAAGCUCUAGGAAAGGUGGCCAAGACAUGGAGGUGGCUAGGAAGUUGGAAAGCAGCAAAGGUGACUUCAGAUUGAUUUAUCAUGUAGUAUAUUAUACCAUAUAUGUUUUGUGAGCC